AUUUUCAGUAUUUGUUUUUCCAUCAUCUUCGAAAAGUGUGAUGCUUUCAUAACAAUUCCCUAAAAUUCUUUUCAUUCGAUCUAAAUCGUGUUUUAUUCAAUGAUUUUCUAAAAUACGGGAUAGCCAAAAUGUAUAGACACAUUUUACUGCGACCGGUAACGUCUCUGCGAUCGUUUCAGAUUAUUAGCCGGAAUUUCCUGUCCGAGGCAUUCAGUUGUCGAGAAGCAUGGCAAUCGAGACUGUCUACACCGACUUUGGCCAAAUUGAAUCAGGAGACCUUGUAUUACGAUCUGGAGCAAAGGUUUCAACAGAAACAGAAAAUAUCGGCAAUCGAUAUCGACAUCUACGCCAACAAGCUGGAAGAUGAUUCCCACAUCGAGGAAGUGGCCGAUUUGAUGCAUAAGUUCCGGCUCACAGAGGAAGCUUCGAAUGUGUUGGACUCGACCCAACAUGCCAUUGUUCGAAACUACGUCGAACACAGUCACUAUUCAGAGUUGAUUGAGAUACUGAAUAAUCGGAUCGGAUAUGGCAUUUUCCUCGAUGACUACACGGCCAAUUUGUCACUAGAUCGAUUGAUUACGACCAAUGAGUUCAAAUGGGCUGCCCGAUUCGCUACGCUGCUAGCCCUGCAGGAAGACUUCGAGAACCCGAUUACUAGAACAUUGGCAACCUAUGCCUGUUACCGAUACGUGAAGGGUGGACAAAUAGAACCUUUUGACGAUUUAAUCCCAGCUCCAGUGGAAGAACCCGAAGAGGGUCAGAAAAAGAAAAAGAAGGAGGAAAUCAAGGUCCGCGUCAAGUUUUUGAGGAAUCCAUUUUUUGAUGAUCACUUUGAUCUCACGGAUUCCAAGGCAUUGCUUGGUAAAACACUAUACGUACUCGGCCUAAACAGCGAAGGUAUUGUUGCGAAUAAUUGCCACUUGUUGGGAUCGAUUUUGCAUGGUAAAUUUGAGCAAUCGUUGAAAUUUAUUGAGGCAAACAAAGGAAAGGAAAUCAGCCAAGAAAUUGUCACCUCGGCUAAGGGUUAUUUGGAACAAGUUGAACAGAAAGAUUCGGUUGAGUAUACAAAGCUGGUGGAAGCUUUUGAUAACAUGCAGAGUACAAUGAAGAUAAGCAACGAUAAUUUCGAGAAAAUACUAUUGGACGCUAUAAACAAAGCUGUCUCCGAAAAUGAGUCUAAACAAAUCAACCAACAAAAGCAGAUCUAUUCCGAUUGGUGCACCCUGAGGCAACAACGAUUGGACGACGAACUGACUCGGUUACAACGCGCGAAACGUAUUCAAGAUUUGGAAAAGAUAGCCCGCGAUAUGGAGCAAGACGAACAGAAGUUGUGGUUCUUCGAGAACGAAGAUAAGAUUGACCUACAAAUCGAUAGCAAAAAAGUAUUCCACCCUAAGCGCUGGUUCGGCAAGAAAAAGAAACCACGAACGGUUGACGAAGGUUACGUUCCUCCUGAGGUACGCCAGCGACAGGGUCUUAAUUGAACUGCCGACAUUUAGUAGCCUUCUGGGAAAGAUCUUGUGACGUUCUUUUCACAUUGAUACGAACGGAAUAAAGCUUAAUCAAAGGGACACUUUGUAAUUACCGAAAUUCUAGCCUUCUUGUUGAAACAAACUAGUGCUUAAUCUAA
Messenger RNA from Uranotaenia lowii, 1630 nucleotides. RefSeq names its product 28S ribosomal protein S27, mitochondrial. Bases 129 to 1484 code for a protein of 451 amino acids. Gene Ontology annotation, cellular component: mitochondrion. The transcript is spliced from 2 exons. The record is from RefSeq and is a predicted model, not a curated record. Lineage: Eukaryota; Metazoa; Arthropoda; Insecta; Diptera; Culicidae.